AUGGCCUCCGCAUACAAGAGUCUCUCCGCUAAACCCAAAUCAAAUGGACAGACUCGCGACGCCAAAUCCGACACGGAGAAGCCGAAAAAUAGGCAAAGAGUGCUGAUCUUGAGCUCACGAGGCGUGACAUUCCGCCACCGCCACCUCCUCUCCGACCUCCACUCCCUCCUCCCCCACAGCCGCAAAGACGCCAAACUCGACACAAAAACCAAACUCACCCAACUCAAUGAGCUCGCCGACCUGUACAACUGCAACAACAUCCUCUUCUUCGAGGCGCGCAAGGGCAAAGACCUCUACCUCUGGCUCUCCAAGCCCCCCAACGGCCCGACGGUCAAACUACACUGCCAGAAUGUGCACACAAUGGAGGAGCUGAACUUCACGGGGAAUUGCCUCAAGGGCUCGCGGCCGGUGCUGAGUUUCGACGCGGCCUUCGAUGGCGCGCCGCAUCUGCGCGUGCUAAGGGAGUUGUUGACGCAGUGCUUUGGCGUGCCGCAGGGUUCGAGGGGGGUGAAGCCGUUUGUGGACCAUGUGGUGGGCUUCACCGUCGCAGAUGGCAAAGUGUGGAUACGCUGCUACCAGAUUGCGGAAACGGAGGCCGGCAAGGUGGUGCGGAAUGCAGACAGUCCGGCGGAGAUUGUGGAGGCUGCGUCGGCGCACCGAGGGGAGACGAGUGUGUCGCUCAUCGAGAUUGGGCCGCGGCUGGUGCUUACGCCGAUUGUCAUUCUCGAGGGCAGUUUUGGCGGGCCGGUGAUUUAUGAGAACAAGGAGUUUGUCAGUCCAAAUCAGAUCCGGUCGGACUUGAGACGCAAGAAGGCUGGCAAGUACAAUAGGAGGGCAGAGGGGAUUUUGGACAGGAAGGUGAAGAAGAGAGACUUGGGCUUGAGGACGGGCGAGGGGACCAGAGAGGUGGAUGAGCUGGACGACAGGGUGCUCUUUGCAUGA
Messenger RNA from Neohortaea acidophila, 942 nucleotides. Its product is annotated as ribosome biogenesis protein-like protein Brx1. Lineage: Eukaryota; Fungi; Ascomycota; Dothideomycetes; Mycosphaerellales; Teratosphaeriaceae. Bases 1 to 942 code for a protein of 313 amino acids. Gene Ontology annotation, molecular function: rRNA binding. Gene Ontology annotation, biological process: rRNA processing; ribosomal large subunit assembly. The transcript has 2 exons. The record is from RefSeq and is a predicted model, not a curated record. Gene Ontology annotation, cellular component: nucleolus.